Vicia faba (fava bean) is the source of this 1461-nucleotide messenger RNA. NCBI's taxonomy places the organism in Eukaryota, Viridiplantae, Streptophyta, Magnoliopsida, Fabales, Fabaceae. The record is from the annotation of a GenBank genome assembly.
AUGGAUACGUUGUUUAGACUUGUCAGUUUUCAACACCAACACCAACCUCAUCAAUCUCUCAACUCCACUACAACAACAACAUCUAGUAGCUCUCGAUCCUCCAAACAAAACUAUCACCAAUAUUACCCUCAACAACAAGAAGAAGAAUGCUUCAACUUUUUCAUGGAUGAAGAAGACCUUUCCUCAUCUUCUUCCAAACACUACUAUCCUUAUAAUCAACCACAAACUUCAAUCACUACUAAAACCUCCACACCCCCACCACCACCUCCAAUUGAUCAUUUCAACUUUGAGUUAACCGGAAAGUGGGCCCACAACAUCCUCCUCGAAACCGCACGUGCCAUAGCAGAAAAAAAUAGCAAUCGUUUACAACAACUCAUGUGGAUGCUUAACGAACUAAGCUCCCCUUACGGCGACACGGAACAAAAACUAGCUGCUUAUUUUCUCCAAGCUUUAUUCUCUCGUAUGACCGAAGCUGGGGUCCGAACCUUCAGAACCCUAGCUUCUGCUUCCGAGAAAACUUGCUCGUUCGAAUCAACACGAAAAACGGUUUUGAAAUUUCAAGAAGUUAGUCCAUGGACAACUUUCGGCCAUGUAGCUUGUAAUGGCGCAAUCUUAGAAGCAUUAGAAGGAGAUUCAAAGUUGCAUAUAAUUGAUAUUAGUAACACAUAUUGCACUCAAUGGCCUACGCUUUUUGAAGCGUUGGCGACUCGAACCGAUGACACUCCACACCUCCGUUUAACCACGGUUUUAACUGCUAGUGGUUCUGUUCAAAAAGUCAUGAAGGAAAUUGGUGCAAGAUUAGAGAAAUUCGCUAGACUUAUGGGGGUUCCAUUUAAAUUCAACGUUAUUCAUCACGGUGGCGAUCUUUCCGAUUUGGAUUUUUCCGGUUUGGAUAUUAAGGAGGAUGAAGCCUUGGCGGUUAAUUGUGUUAAUACUUUGCAUUCGAUAAGCGUUGGUAAUAGUAACGGUAGCGGUAACCGUAACCGUAACCGUCGAGACGCGUUGAUAGGUUCGUUGAUGAGGUUGCGUCCGAGGCUAGUUACGGUGGUGGAAGAAGAAGCUGAUUUGGAUUUUGGUUUCGAAGGAUUUGAAUUCGUGAGAGGUUUUGAAGAGUGUUUGCGGUGGUUUAGGGUUUAUUUCGAUGCAUUGGAAGAGAGUUUUCCGAAGACGAGUAACGAGCGUUUGAUGCUGGAGAGGGAGGCGGGGAGAGGGAUAGUUGAUUUGGUGGCGUGUGCUCCGGCGGAGUCGAUGGAACGGAGGGAGACGGCGGUGAGGUGGUCGCAGCGUUUGCAUGGCGGAGGGUUUAAUACGGUGCCGUUUAGUGAUGAAGUUAGCGAUGAUGUGAGAGCGUUGUUGAGAAGGUAUAAGGAAGGGUGGUCGAUGACGCCGUGUAGCGACGCCGGAAUAUUCUUGACGUGGAGGGAACACCCGGUGGUGUGGGCCAGUGCAUGGAGGCCUUGA